AUGGAUGAUCCGCAAAAACAAUCGUCACAGUCAACUGAAAUCAAGAAUGUUCUUCCGGAUGUCGUACAUUCUCAACAGAUAGCCGCUGUAGGCGCCGUCGAGAGCGCCGUAACACAGAUCGAUAACAGCCACAAUAUAGAAAACGAAAGCCAAAAUCAGGAUGUCCAGGAAACUAGUGAAACUGAGUCUAUUUCAGAGCACAUACCAUCCAAAGUGGAUUCUCUCUCGGUAACAGACAACGUCAAUCACACACAAUCGGAAGACUUGCUCAAAGUUGAAGGUCAUCAGGAGAAAGUGUCCAAAUCUAAUUCUCCAAACAUUCCAUUCACUUAUUCACCAUUUAGUGAGCACCCUAGUUCACCAGACCCCAGUAAGCAGAGUACAUCCUGGCCAAUUGAUGUCAAUGCUGUGUCAGACAUUCACCAUAUCAGUGAAGAGAGCCCAGUGAACUUAGCAUUAUCAUCAGAAGACUUCUCUAAAGAUGGCGAAACAAAUGAGGGUAAAUCUCAGUCAUUACCUCACACCCCAUCAGCAAAUGAUCAUGGCAAAACACCUCAAGAAUCUCCUAGAAGUGAUAAUUUUGUUGAUUCUCUAAAUGAAGAAUCUGUUCUUAAAUCUCUGGAAUCAGAAAAUGAUAAAUCUUUAGAAAAAUCUAGUAUGUCAAGGAAUCAAGACUCGCUGGAAAAAGACAGUACGGGCUCUGAGGAAAUAAUAAAAUUGGAUAUUCGAGGUCAGGGUGUUCCCAAGUUUCCAUUACCUACUGCUAAAAUCAUAUUUGGACCUCCACCAGAGGGAAGCACUGUCAUAGAUUCAAACAUAGAGCAAAUGCCAGUUUUUCCAAACUUACUUUCACCAUUUUUAGUCGGAGCAGGUGACGGAAUAAAAGUUGAAGAGGUGUUUGACUUCGAUGAACAAGAACCAAAAGAUAUUUCCUUGGACAAAUUGCUGGAAUUAUCACCAGACAAAUCCUUAGAGGUGUCUCCUGACAAAUCUAUGGAACUUUCUCUUGAUAAGCAGAGUUUUUCAAGUGAUAAGAGUGAACAGAAAGACUUGCUUGUUGAAGAGCUUACAGUUGAUGAUGUGAAGGAGAGAGAGGAUGAGAAACUGGAUGAGCCAUCGCUCGGGACACAGCCAAAGUCAAUGCCUCCUGAAGAAACCAUGUCAUUCAGUACCAUGUUCAGUACCAUGACAACGGACUACAAAACAAUAUGUGAGGAAUAUCAUGCAAAGCUUGUGCACUUCGAAGCCGCUAUCACGCAACGCGAUGAACUAAUCGAGGAACUCACGGUCUCCUUACAGCGGUCAGUGCGCGAGCGCGACGAGCUCAGGCACGAGAACGAACACCUCAGUAAUGAGGUGCUUCAGCUCCAACACUCCGUCGGGGAGCGAUCCUCCUCCGACCACGACACGGUCAAAGCUCAGCUCUCAGACUUCAUGAAGUACCAGAGCAUGCUCAAAGACGACAGCACGAAGUUCUACUCCGCUCUCAUGAGCGGCGGAUCAUCCAUACAGAGCUCGAACGGCGAAAAAGACAUGGAUCAUGAGGAAAUCACAGUCAACUACUCCAAAUCUGAUCUCCGAUCGAGUGGAUCCUCAGAAGAGUUUCAGACAGGCUUCGAAAAUAAACUUACGACGAUAAUUAGCAAGUUCGACGAGUACAUUGAGGAGAAUUUGCGGAAUAAGCUGAGAGAGAGUAUCAUUCAGAUAUUGUGUGAGGAGAUAGGGAAAAUGCGGAUCGAAUCCGACACAGAAGUUAAGGAGUUGGAGACUCAGAUGCAGCAGGACAAGCAGACGUUUACAGUGGAGACGAGGCGCCUAAGAGAGCUGCUCGCUUCAGUUAAGGCGGGAAACGCGGAUAUAGACGAACUGAGGGCAGAACUCAGCAUCAAACAUGAAAAGGAAAUGGAAAACUUACGGACCUACUUUGAGAAAAAGUGCUCAGACAUGGAGAGGAGUUAUUCAGAGGAGGUAUGGCGCGGUCGCGCGUGCUUGUCUCCAGGCGGCUCGGCAUCUUCGCUGGAGGGUUCCGCGGCGGGCGACUGCCUGCGCCGGCGCACACGCAGCGCCGAACUGCCCUCGCUGACGCUGGAGUCGACGCCACUAGAGCAAGCUGUGAAACAGACUAGUAAGAAAUACGAACAACAGCUGGAAGAACUGAGGGCAGAGCACCUGGCCUAUAUCAGUGACUUACAGGCGCGCCACGCAGAGACCGUCGCCUCCUUGGAGGAGCAGGUCACUCAGUUGAAAGCCCACAUCCAAACGUCCGAGAACACCGAAGCCAACGUGUCUGUCUACCAACAAGACAUUGAUCUUGAACUCGAAAAGAAGAGGUUCGAGGCCCGUGUGGAGCAAGUGCGCCAGGACGUCGUGCACCAGCUGCAAGAGCAGAUACAGGUGCUGCUGUCGGACCCGGACGCGGAGGUGUCGAGCUGGCCGCUGGAGCUGGUGGCGCUGCGCGACAAGAUCCACGGCGACGCGCGCCUAAACCAGGAGAAAGAGUUGUCGAGCUUACGCGACGAGUUGUCGGGCGGCGAGGACAAAUGGAAGCAGCGCCGCAACGUCAGCUUCGACCAGAACAGGCAUCUGGAGGAGGUCACUAGGGAGAGGGACGGACUGAAGCGCGUAGCGGUGAGCCUGCACCGCGUGGUGGGCCAGCUGGUGGCGUACUGUGCGUCGGCCGAGGACGAGCUCAACCGGACCGUGCUGUCGCAUCUGCUGGCUCGAGUGCUGCCCGACGCGGACGACUGGUGGAGACUGUGCGUCGGCCGAGGACGAGCUCAACCGGACCGUGCUGUCGCAUCUGCUGGCUCGAGUGCUGCCCGACGCGGACGAGUGAGUGUUGUGACGUCAUGUGUCUCUAGGGACGGACUGAAGCGCGUGGUGGGCCAGCUGGUGGAGACUGGACGGACUGAAGCGCGUGGUGGGACAGCUGGUGGAGACUGUGCGUCGGCCGAGGACGAGCUCAACCGGACCGUGCUGUCGCAUCUGCUGGCUCGAGUGCUGCCCGACGCGGACGAAACAAUUGUCGAAGAGGAAUCCCGUCCGUCCACGCCCAACUUAUCCACAGAACUCAACACCAGCCUGGUAUCCCGCGGGAAGCACGUGCACUUCGCUCCAGACCUUCACUCUAUAUUGUCCGAGCUUGAUGAGGAGAGCGUGUUAGGCUUCCUGCAGCAGCAGCGUGACGUCAGCGCCGACAUCAAGCGGGAGCUCGAGAGCUCACUGCAGCGGCUGCGGCAGGAGGCGCACGAGCUGCUGGAGCUGUCUGCGAGGCUCACGCACAAAGAGCGCAAUGAGUCUAAAAUGCUGGAGUCGGGUCAGGUCCAGAUCACAGAAUUAGUUCAGGACCUAGACACCAACCAGAAUUCCUGUGAUAAUUGCGAGCUGCAUAGAAAGAACAUGGAAGAAGCGAUGGCAGAGUGCCUGCAACGUGAAAAUUUGCUCCGGUCCGAUCUGGAAGGAGCCAUGAUCAAGAUCGCUCACCUCAUGACGAGCAACGAAAGGCAUUCUUCUGAUCUUAUCGCAGAAGGAUACGGCACCGGACAGCAGCUGCAGGCAGCUCUGUCAUCCGCUCGCAUGUCACCGCGGCCGCGUUCGUGUCAUACACCCGGGACUAUGUCAUUAGACGGCUGCUCGUCGCCGCGUGCGCAUGUGUCGCGCUUAGCACAGGACCUCGAGAUGCUGCAUAAGGAGCGCGAUGACUUACAGCAGCAGCUCGAGGCGGCCAACCGUCAGCUCCGCUCCACGCGGCAGUUCGUAGAGGAGCAGGCAAGCGAGCGCGAAGCGGAGCGCGACGAGUUCGCCAAGCGGCUAGCGGAUCUCCGCGAGGAGAAUGCUCGCCUCGCCACGCGCUUGCAGAACAACGCCAGGAUACUCAACGAGGUGGAGCAACUAGAAGCCCAAACGCGAGAGAUGAACCAAAUCAUCAAUGAACUGGAAACCCGCAAAGCUGCGUCUGACGAAGAGCUCAAAGCGACGGAAGAAAAAAUCAUCCUACUCCGAGACAUAAUAGCCAACCUUGAAAGUCAACUGGAGCAGAAAACAACUCAUGAGACAGAAAUAUUGGAUGAGCUGGAUACUAUGAAGAAGACGAUAGAAGAGCGAGAUAGCAAAAUGAGGUCGUUGCUGGGGGAACUAGAGUCGUUGAGGAGUGAGAGACUGGAGCAGACUGACGUGACUUGCGUCAAGUGCGGGUCUGAGGAAGACAAGUACAGCGAGCUGAUGGACAAAGUAAAGGAGCAGUGUCGCUGGCUGGAGGAGAGGAUCCACCGGCGCACGGCGCGGCUGGAGCGCAUCCACGAGGUGUGCUCGACCUCGUGCAGCGAGCCCAGCGAGGACGUGUCGCUGAGGGACCAGAGGGACGUAGAGGUGAAGUCUCCUGAAAGCCCGCCAACGCCCCGCAACGAGAACCUCGUAGAACUGCUGGGCAUAUGGGAGAGUUUGGAGGCACACUCGCGCGCGGAAGACGCGGCGCUCAAGCGCGUGCGCGAUCUUGAGAUGCAGCGCGCACAGCUGAAGGAUGUCGCACAGAACACCACAUUGGGGUGGAUCGUUUCGGGUGUAGUUGACACUGGCAAUGUUACGGAAAAGAAUAACAAAUCUAAGGUCAUUUCAAGAAAUAUAACUGUCAUGCACGCACAAGUAAAUGAGGACGACAUUUUAAGGAAGUUUUGGGAAAUUGAAGAACAACUACCUGAUAAACGGACUAUCCUAACCGAAGAAGAACAACGCUGUGAGGACUUCUUUACAAGUACCACAGUGAGAACACCCGAAGGUCGUUACAUUGUGAGGUUACCAUUUCGUGAAGAUCAACCGCAAUGCACGAAUCACGGGUCUAGAGAUAUCGCAGAAGCUAGAUUUAGAUCUUUGGAAAAAAGAUUCGCAAAGGACAAACACCUAAAAGAAAAGUACACAGAAGUAAUAAAUGAAUAUCUAACUUUAGACCACAUGAGGCCAGCCAAUGAGAACAUAAAGGAAAAUGAAGCAACUUAUUUACCACAUCACGCUGUUGUACGAGAUGAUAAAACGACAACAAAGGUUCGAGUGGUAUUUAAUGCCUCAGAGAAGAACAAGAAGGGCGUAUCAUUAAAUGAUACUCUUAUGAUUGGCCCCACCAUACAAGCGGACCUUCGCCAUACUGUGAUGCGAUGGAGAGAACACCCGAUUGCUUUAGUAGCGGACAUCGUCAAAAUGUAUCGCCAGGUUUUAGUAGCAGAGGAAGACGUGAAGUACCAACGUAUCCUGUGGCGCGACGAACCUGAAAAACAAAUAAAGGAAUAUGAAUUACUGACAGUUACUUUUGGAACAGCAUCGGCGCCUUACCUUGCGGUCAGAGUGUUGCAGCAAAUCGCCAUGGACGAAGGCCAAGAAGUUCCUCAAGCUGCUGAAAGGAUUCUACAGAGCUUUUAUAUGGACGAUCUGAUGACUGGUUGUUCAAGCGCCGAAGAAGGUGUAGAGCUCUAUAAUCAGUUAAGCAAAAUAUUAGAAAAGGGCGGAUUUAAAUUACAAAAGUGGAACAGUAAUGAUAAAACGUUAGUUGAAACUAUCAAGGAGAUGGAAAGGGAAAGUGACGGGUUAGUGACGGAGGAGGUGAUAGAAGGAAUUAAGGACAGUAAUAAUACACAAGAAACAGAACUAAAGCUCAAAUUAGACCAAACAGUAAAAAUAUUAGGACUUACCUGGAACCGCGACGACGACUUCCUGCAGUACUCGGAGGUGCGCGCCGAGCGCGAUGUGCUUCAAGCGCGCAUGUCGGAGCAGGCGCUGAAGAUCUCGUCGCUGUCGGCGCGCCUGCAGCAGCAGCGCAACGACGCCGAGGCGCUCGCGCACCACGCCUCCUCCCAGCUGUCCGUCCAGCUGCACGACGCGCGAGCAGAGGUCCAGAAGUUAAAAGAAGAUCUAGAAUCGAAAGACAAACAGCUGCAUCGACUCAAACAGAAUUUAGACGAAAAAGACAAGUUGAACGAGCAACAUCAAUCGUUGUAUGGAAACUCAUGCAAUCCCAAAGACAAAGUGGUGAUUCUGGAGCGCGAACUGUCAUCGGCGCAAACUCGCAUUGCUCAACUAGAAGCCAUCGCGCGCGGCCUCGAAGCUGAUAAAGAUGAGUUAAACUCGGCCCUGCGCGACCACCAGAGGGCGCUGGCCGAGAAGGAGGAGCAGCUGCAGGAACUCUUGGCGCUGAAACUGGACGAUGACAACCAAAGGGAGAAAAGCGAGGACGGAGGGAAAGCGUCCGCUCGCACGCUCAGCGAUAUCGUGUCGAUAUCGGAGUUCGACGAGCAGGACUUGCAAAUGAGGCGAGCGGAGCUCAAAGGUCACAAUACGAGUCUGACGGGCGCGCCGCAUGCGUCUGACUCGAGAGACAAAAUGCUAAACAGGACGCUGCCCCCGGAACUGUCUCGUCCGAACAUGAGCUCCCUCAAUAUCGAGUACAUCGACAGUCUGGACGCGCCGCAUGGCACUCCCCGCGCCGAUUCAUUGCCCGCGCACCUCACCUCUACUCAAAACAAGGAUAGAUACAAACGCAACGUCAACGAAACCAUGAUGUUCGGCACCCUUGACAAGUUCGGCGAGAGCGUCAAGCACUCCACCGCUCAGAACAUCCCCGACAAUUGCUCCAUGUACCCCAAUAGAGACGUCAGCGACAGUAAAGACCACAGCGUCGAACCCAAGAAGAUCAACUUCUCCGUUGAACCCUCCCACGACAACAGAACGCACGACGAGGAGGAAUUCACGUCGCUCAGAGAAUUAGGAAUCAGCUUGGACAUCCGGCAGGAGAAUUUCCCGGACAUUUUGACUCAGUUGAAACACGAAAUCAAAAAGUCCCGAGCGGAGUUGGAGAUUUGCAAAUCUGAGCUGAAAAAUGCCGAGGAGCAGCUCUGUGAGUUCCCAGCUUUGAAAGAGGAAGUGGAAGAGUUGAAGGGGCUAUUGGAGAACACGAUGGCCACCAUGGAGACAGAUAAGAAGUUCUAUGAGAAUCAACUGGAAAACUUCUCAUCGAACAAAAAGUUGCUGGAACAACGAUUGACCGAAUUGACUCAGGAGGUCGGGGAGAAAUCUAAGGAUUUACAUUUGCUCAAAGAAGAUAUUUUAAGAAGGGAGAAUAUGAUUCUCGAACUCGCAAAGGAGAAGCGUAAUUUGACAAACAAAAUGACUGAACUCGAAGUUAAAAUUGACGAACUGCAGAGCAGAAACAAUGUAUUAGAAAAGUGUGAAACGGAAAAUCACCAACUGAGAGAGAAAUUGCAGGAAAUGCAAAAACUGGAACAACUAGUUUCCGAGAAAAACCACCAAAUAGACUCUUUAAAUCAACAUUUAGAUAGGUUAGAUGAUUUGCAAAGGUGUCUUAAUGACAAAACCGAAGAAUUAGAAAACUUGAAAGAAGCCUUAGAAGAGAAAUCUAGCGAGGUCUUCCAAAUGCAAGAUACAGUGGAGGCUUUAAAUCGAGACAUCGCCAAGCUCAACGAGCAUAAUAACCAACUCAAUGACAGCAACAAAGAAUUAAAACUAAAACUUAGUAAACUAGAAAAGGAGCAAGAGAAUGCUUCUUUAAAACUACAAAGUAGCGAGAGUGAGUUAGAAAGAGCUAACUCCCUAAAUAAUGAAUUGACAUCAAAAAUUGAUGAGCUCAAAUUGUUGACUGACAAAUUAAAAGACAAAGAAACUGAAAUCGAGAUCUUACAUGAGGACAUAAAUGCUUUCCACGAGGAGAUAGCGUCGUUGAAGGAACAAAUGAAGAUGGUUUCGCGGAGUCCCUCGCCCCGGAGUAAGAAUGGCGACGACAAGAAAGUGGCCGACCGGCAGGCGAGCAAUGAUAAGAAGCAGCUCGUCAAGAUCAGGAAGCAAAUAUCGCUGCUGCAACACGAAUUGGAUUUUAACAAGAAGGAAUUAAAUGACAAGAAUCAGAUAACAAAAAACAAGUACAAGUUAGAACCAAAAUUGGCCACCGCUCAGCAUGUGUCAUGCUCUGGAGUGGCCUUCGAACUAGCAAAAGCGAAGCUGGACGUGACGGAGCUCCGCAACAACCUGGGCCAGGCCGCCGGCGCCGCCGCCGACAAGGAGCUGGCCACGGCGCGCUUGCAGCACGACCUGCAGACCCUGGCUGCGGAGAAGGAGCAGCUGGCUGAACAGCUCAUGAACGUGUCUGCCAGAAUAAGAGAAGAGUCAAACACGUCAGAAUUAAAGGCGAAGCUGCGCGAAAAGACUGAAAGAUGCCAAGAACUGGAGAAUGAACUACAGGACAUGAAGGAGCUUGUUGACAGGUUACGAGAAGCCGAAGCGAACGAAGCGCUGCAGCAGCAUUCCUCGCGCGCGCUGGUGGUGAGCGGCAGCCGCUCGCCCACCGCCGAGCUGGAGCGCGCGCUGCGGGACCAGCUCAACUACUCGCACUCGCUCGACGACGACAUCUGCGAGCAGGUGAGCGAGCGAAGCGUGCAGCAGCAGCGAGCGAAGCGUGCAGCAGCAGUAGCGAGCGCUGGUGGUGGCACCGCCGAGCUGGAGCGCGCGCUGCGGGACCAGCUCAACUACUCGCACUCGCUCGACGACGACAUCUGCGAGCAGGUGAGCGAGCGAAGCGUGCAGCAGCAGCGAGCGAAGCGUGAGCGAGCGAAGCGUGCAGCAGCAGCGAGCGAAGCGUGCAGCAGCAGCGAGCGAAGCGUGCAGCAGCAGCGAGCGAAGCGUGCAGCAGCAGUAGCGAGCGCUGGUGGUGGCACCGCCGAGCUGGAGCGUGCGCUGCGGGACCAGCUCAACUACUCGCACUCGCUCGACGACGACAUCUGCGAGCAGAUCCUAUCGGCGAGCAGCGACGACCGCGAAGACAUUCCGCGCCUCGCUUUGAACAUAUCAAAGUCCUCGUCGUCGAUCCACUCGUCCUCGUCGGAGCGGCUCCACCGACUGCGGGCGGACAACGACAAGCUGCAGGUGCAGGUCAACAACCUCGAGCUGCGGCUGCGGGACAAGGACGCGCUCAUCACAGAGCUCAACAGGAUCCGCGACAAGCUGUCCAACGACUGGCAGACGAGCAAGCUGCGCUACGAGGCCGAGCGCGAUAACGUGGGCCGUCUGCAACUACUGCUACACACGCACAAGGAAACCGCCGAGAGUUUACAGAACCAAGACUCCAACAUGAUCCAGAUACUAAAGAAGCGGCUGGAAAGCGCGAUGCAGUCCGAAGUGGAUCUACAGCAACAGCUGCAGCACGCGCGGACCAGGGUGGCUCACCUGGAGCGGCAGUUGUUGGCCAACGAUGCUGGUGGUGAUGACGCGGUUAAAGCACAGCUGCAGCAUGAGCUGGACAACAACGAGCGGCUUCGCGGCGAGAUCUCUGUCCUCAAGUCCAAGCUGGAGCUGGAGCGCGGGCGCGUGGCCGACGCGCGCGCGUCGCUCGAGCACGUGCGCGCGCGCGGGAACAAGGAGCUGGACGCCGCGCGCGAACACGCCACCGCCGUCAAGAAUGAGCUCGCUGAUGCUAAGAGAUUAAAACAUGAAGCGAGUGUCGAGUUAUUACGAGCAAAAGAACUACUCAACAUCCAGAGUGACACAAUUACUGAGCUGGAGAAGAAGUUGAUGACUUCGGCCAAACAGCGACCGAUGGCUGAUACACUAACCGAGAUAGAAACCCACAAGAGCGAACUAUCUCGCGAGAUCGCCGCGCUCAAGAAGUGCCUCGCCGACGCGCCGCAGCUACAAGCCGUCCGCGCCGAGCGGGACAUGUUGCAAGCCAAGCUGCAACAACAACAGCAGUUGCAACAACAGCAGUUGCAGCAACAACAACAACCGGACGAGCGGGACCAGGCCGUGCGCUACUUGCACGGACGCUGCGUGCGUCUGGAGAGCUGCCGCAAGGCGCUGGUGUGGCAGAAGCGCUACCUGCAGCGAGUGCUGGCGGGCUACGCCGAGCUGGAGCGCUCGCUGCGCCUGCCCGAGCCCCGGCCCAGCCCCGGCCUCAAGCGGUUCAAGUGCGCGGCGCUGGCGGUGGUGGUGACGCUUCGCAUGGCGUUCCUGGUGCGGCGCCGCUCGCACGCGCGCGCCGCCUCUGCUGCCGUGCUGCGACAUCCAGAUUCCGUCAGGAAUACCACCAGCCACAACGCGUCGGCGUCGCCCGCGCCGCGCCCGCUCGCGCCCCGGCCCGCGCUGCGGCGAGACUUGCGGCUACACCUGCCCGCCUCUCCCAACAUGGAUGACUUCGUUAGAAGAUCGCCUUACAACGUCAACUUGUCACACAACGAUCCCUUUAUACUAAGCUCCCCGCGCGGCGAGGCGGCGGCGGCCUACCUCAGCAAGCUGGAACUCGUGAGCCGCUGCCUCAACCACGCCGUGGACGCCUCGCGCGACGCGCCGUGACGUCACGCGCACGUCACGUAACCGCGGCAUGGCAUGACUACUGGUAACGGGUCUGGUUCCGAAAUUCGUUGCUACUAGUUCAUCGCUUUUUCUUUUAAUUAAAGAAAAUAAAGGCGAAACUCGUAGAUUAUUUGAAACAGGAUUUCAAUAAUCACGUAAGAUAAUCUUUAGUCUCACUUUUAAUUAUGUGUUUCCAUUAUCCAGAGAGAGAACUACGUUUACUAACAGAGUAGCUAGCUGUACGGAAUCAGACUCGAUGAAUCUCAAUUUUCUGAGUUUCAUAGAUUAUUUACUCUUAUCACGCGAGACUACUCGUUUAUGAUCACAAAUUUUGGUAUGAACUUUAUUUUGAAUGAUUAUUAUAUUGUAAGCUCCAUGUACACAGAGCCUUUUGAUAUCGAUGUAUGAUGCGCCGCGGCGCGAGAAUGAUUCUGAUUGCAUUUCGUUCGAUUCAUGCAUUUCCUGACGAUUGGCCGUUAGAUAGUAUUAGCAUAGUGCCAAAAUUGAGUAUAUUAGUUAAUUGUGUUACUUAAUUUAUUUAUUAGUUCGAAUUAAGGUUAAAUUUAAGUCGGAGUACCCAAUUCCAUGUUUUUGUUUUUUACGGUUGUUGCCACUCCGCCUAUUUGUUUUUUGUUCUUUAUUUUUGAAUGUCUGUGCCGGAUACAUGUAGUGCUGUAUGUGAUGUUAAGGCCCCUAGAUGUAAAUUUUAGUAUUCUAGCCCUAAUGUGUCGUCCGACCUUGCCUUAUAUUCAAUAUAAAACCGAACCCCUCGAUGUAGUUAAAGUUAGAUGUAUUUUUGUCAAUAAUUUAUUUUUUGUACAGAAAUAAUGUGAACAGAACCUUUUGAAUGAGAAAUUUUAUAGUACCUAUUGUAUGUAAGAUUAGUUUAUUUUUCGUAUCAAUAGUUGAGGUCUACGUUUAAUUCUAUGACAAUUAUCGAUAUCUCAUGCAUUGUUAACAUUUGAAAUAAAAUUAUGCACAAUACAAACGUAAAACUCUGCCAAAGUUUUGUACAUGGAAUGUAAUCAUGUAGCCUUUUUAAACUUUUAUAUUUUAUGACUAGUUAAUGUAGCACAUAAUUUUUAUAGCACAUUAGUGUUUAAAUAAAUUUCACUCAACUAUUGACACGAUAUUAGCAUUAUGUCCACUGGGCGCGACAGUCCGCACCGUUGCCAUUUCAUAGCUUAGAGAUAGCUCAAGGGUGGGCCCGAUGUAAUAUCGAAUGAUGAUUAAAAUUUGUAAAUUAUUCAUAUUGUUAUUAACGACAAAUAUUGACUCUGUGGUUUCCGUUUUGGUAUCGUUAGGGUUUCGUGGUCCAAGGAUCAUAUUUGCUCACAAAAGUGGUAUUAUUUAUUGUAUAUCUAUUUGAAAGGCCCACCCACAUUCGUCGUGUACAGUAUUUAAGCAGUCGGACGCGAGAGUACAAGUUAGAGUAAGUUAGUUAAGGGACCGCGAUACGACUAGUUUCGAUCGAAAACUCGAACAUUCUACGGCGUCUGCGCAGCUGGUCACGUGAACUGUACCAAAUAUGUCACCCCACCGAAGCUGGUCUUCACAAAUGAACGAAUUAACAUUAUUUAUUUGAAAACGUGGAAAAAUACGCAAAUCUCCACUGUUUUUCACUAGGUGAUAUGAGCUCGUCUCUUACACCCUGUAUUUAAUUUAAUAGAAACUUAAACACUUAUUAUUAUAAAGACAUGAUCAGCUGUGCAGAUGGCUUAUUUGCUUGGAAAGCCGUUGACGUUAUCCACGAACAUUUUGACAUAAAUUAUAUAUAUAUAUAACAUGUGAUAAAUUAAAUUUCAACUUAGAACGUAUUUUUUACUAAGUGACUGAAUAGUGACAUCGAAUACAAAUACUCGGUUUAGAUGCAUCGGUCUAGAAAUAUUCAUAUAU
Messenger RNA from Ostrinia nubilalis (European corn borer), 12237 nucleotides. RefSeq names its product A-kinase anchor protein 9-like. Lineage: Eukaryota; Metazoa; Arthropoda; Insecta; Lepidoptera; Crambidae. The record is from RefSeq and is a predicted model, not a curated record. The coding region runs from base 1 to 10341 and encodes 3446 amino acids. The transcript has 42 exons.